Messenger RNA from Belonocnema kinseyi, 1516 nucleotides. RefSeq names its product lipase 3-like. Gene Ontology annotation, molecular function: hydrolase activity, acting on ester bonds. NCBI's taxonomy places the organism in Eukaryota, Metazoa, Arthropoda, Insecta, Hymenoptera, Cynipidae. The record is from RefSeq and is a predicted model, not a curated record. The coding region runs from base 72 to 1277 and encodes 401 amino acids. Gene Ontology annotation, biological process: lipid metabolic process. The transcript has 8 exons.
GAUCAGUGUCAAUCUUUCAGAAACUUUAAAAGCGAAGAAACAAAGACUUCGUUCCAUAAAAUAUCGAAUAAAUGGAGCAUAUAGUUUUUGGUUUUGUGAUACUUUUAUGCAAUGGAGUUGAUUUCACUUCAAGCUCUCGUCCAGAUCCAAGCGUUAACCUCAAAACAUUGGUAAACGAUUACGGUUACGCGUUCGAGGUUCAUCAAGUUACAACUGAAGAUGGAUAUAUUUUGGAGGUGCAUCGAAUUCCUGGAGUAAUCAAUAAAACAUCAAGCGAAACAAAAAAGGGAAAAGUGGCUUUAUUGUUACAUGGCCUCUUGGGUUCUUCAUUUACCUGGCUUGGUACAGGACCCAAACGAUCACUAGCUCUUAUUUUGGUUGAUAAAGGCUAUGAUGUCUGGUUGUUGAACAAUCGUGGAAAUACUUACAGUAGAAAACACGUAUCAAAAUUAGAAACAAGUUUUGGAUUUUGGGACUUUAGCUGGCACGAGAUGGGGCUUUACGACUUGCCAACCACAAUCCAUUACGUUUUGAAUAAUACGAAUCAAACUAAUCUUAACAUAGGCUGUUUUUCUGAAGGGUGUACUCAGACUUGUGUUAUGGGAUCGCUAAAACCCGAAUACAAUAAAAAAAUCAAAUUUGUACUGGCCUUGUCUCCAUCUGUUUUCAAGAAGUAUUUAGGAGGCUUACUGCGCUUGUUAAUACCAUUCACUAGAAUAAUGGUGAACCUAUACGAAAGAGUGGGAUAUUUUCAACUUCUUCCAGCUUCAACUCUACUUCGAAUUUUCACGAGUUUUGUUUGCAGUGCGAAAAGCAUAUUUCAGCCUAUUUGCAUUUCCGUUAUAUUUUCGGUUAUCGGCAUUGGAUAUGAGCAAUUGGAUCGGGCUAAUCUGGAACAUUUUCUAAAGUAUGAGCCUGCUGGUGGUUCAAACAAACAACUGUUGCAUUACGCACUUGGAACCUAUAAUCCUGGCACUUUUAGACUUUUUGAUUAUGGUCCCGUAAGAAACUUACAAUUGUACAAUUCAAUUACACCACCGGACUAUCCCCUGGAAAACGUUAAUUUUCCAUUUGCCAUAUAUCACGGUCUGAACGAUCUGUUAGCGGAUCCCAAGGAUGUAGAUUUACUUAAAGGAAGACUUCCGAAUAUCGUCGAUGCUUAUCUUGUACCUGGAAAACUAAAUCAUUAUGAUUUAAUGCUUGGCCUUAAUAUCAACAAACUUUGUUAUGAACGUGCCGUGGAUUUAAUGGAAACAUAUAACCAAGAACAAUCUUAAGAACUAUAAACAUCAUUCAUGGACUUUAAAUUAUUUAAGGAAUUAUUUGAAUUAAUGUAGAGCUAUGAAAAUGUAUUUCAAUUACAUCCAUUACAAAUCAAUUGUAUAUGAAACAAGUAGUGUUAAAUUUUAGUAUUUUUGACAAAUUAAACUUUUAAUAUUCAGGUGUUGUAGCUUCUUUUUUAUUCAUAAUGUUUCCCCUGAGGGUUUCCAUGACUUCCGUUCCUUACAAUGUUUCC